AUGUCGGACCGCAAGCGCGCCAACGUCUUCGGGGAUGAUGAUCCUAUCUCGCAGCAUGAUGCCAAGAAGCCUCGCGGCAAUGCGCCCGCCGCGCCGUCCUUCGUCCCGACCCCCAUCACCUCGACCCUCCCUCCCCGUCCUGCCGCCGCUCCUCCCGCAGGCGGUCCUCCCAUCGACAUCGCCGCCAAGCGUGCCGAGAUCCUUGCGAAACUCGCCAAGAUGAAGGGCGCGAACGGCGGCGGUCUCGGCGCUCCUCCCGCCUCUGCCUCGUCCUCCACUGCUCCCCCGCCUGCUCCUCCUUCCGCUGGUCUCCCGCAAAGACCUACACCGAACUUGCCCUCUGCUCCGCCUCAACAACCAGGUAUCGACCCCGACAUUGCAAGGAAGAUCGCCGAGGCGAAGAAGCGCGUUGCAGAGAUGGCCGCGAAGAGCCAGGCGCAGGCUCAGGCUAAGGCCAACCCUUAUCUGUCCGCGACUUUCCAGGGCAAGAAGAAGGACCCGGCGAUUGACGCGAGUGUCGCCGCGAAGGGCGGUCUCGCCAUGACUGCUCACCCGCUCCUGCUCGACAACUCGGUGCCUGCGCCGACGACGAACAAGGACCGCCGCAAGCCAAUGGCGCCCAAGUUCUCGACGACCAAGGCGAACGUCAGCACACCUUCGCCCCGUCCCGCCACGCCCGUUCCUUCGACUUCCGACGUCUCAGCCGAAAGCCUCACUGCGACGCCCUUCUUCGACCCUCGUCUCGGCUACGGCUCGGCAGGCGUGACGGGCAAGUCCCAUAUGGGCAGAGGCCAUGCGCGGCAGGGUCUCCACUUCAAGCAGGCCGGCACGUACAUCAAGAAGGGCGAGGCGAUGCGUGCCGAGGCGCGGAUGGACGAGUUGAAGCAGCGGAUCCUUGAGAGCUCGCAAAAGGCGGGCGUGCAGAGCGACCUCGAGGAGACGGCGAAGAAGGUCAGGCGGCCGCCUCCGCCCGACAUCGAGUGGUGGGACGAGGGUUACGUGCCGGAGAAGACGUACGAGUCGUACUCGACGCAGUUCCUCGACGAGUCGCCGCUCAUCUCGCACCUUGUCCAACACCCGAUCUCGAUUCCGGCGCCGCAGGACAAGAACAAGGUCGAGCUCAAGCCGCUGUUCCUGACGAAGAAGGAGAUGAAGAAGAUGCGGAGGAUCAGGCGCCAAGCCGAGCUCAAGGACAAGCAGGACCGGCAGAAGAUGGGCUUGCUCCCGCCAGAUCCGCCAAAGGUCAAGAUCUCGAACAUGAUGCGCGUCCUGACGCAGGAGGCGAUCUCGGACCCGACCAAGGUCGAGGCGCAAGUGCGGCGCGAGAUUGUCGCACGCGAGCGCAAGCACCUGAAGGACAACGCGGAGCGCAAGCUGACAGCCGAGGAGCGGGCGGAGAAGCGCGAGGGUCAGUUUGCGCAGGACGAGGCGAAGGGCAUCCAGGCGGUUGCGUUCAAGGUGCGGUACCUGACGGACCCGUCGCACAAGUUCAAAGUCAAGAAGAACGCGAUCGACUGGCACCUCACCGGCCGCAUCCUGCACAACCCCAAGUUCUGCCUCGUCGUCGUCGAGGGAGGCGCCAAGUCGAUCAAGAAGUACCGCCAGCUCAUGCUCAACCGCAUCCGGUGGACGGAGGAGGCUGCACCGCGCGCAGGCGGCGAGGACGACGCGCCCACGCUCGAGGACCACGGCGGUAUCCUGCGACCAGCCGGACCGUUCACGGCGCCCGACGAGCCCGAGGAGCCGCAGAGUCUCGCCGACAACUACUGCCGUGAGGUGUGGUCCGGCGCGCACCGCGAGCGCGUGUGGGCCGACAUGGCGCGCAAGAAUUGCCCGAGCGAGUCGAGCGCGCGCGAGGUCCUCGGCAAGCUUGCGCAGCUGUGGGACAUUGCCAAGGUCGAGGAGAAGGUCGACGAGUUUGACAUCUAG
This is a messenger RNA of Rhodotorula toruloides NP11, 1929 nucleotides long. Its product is annotated as U4/U6 small nuclear ribonucleoprotein PRP3. NCBI's taxonomy places the organism in Eukaryota, Fungi, Basidiomycota, Microbotryomycetes, Sporidiobolales, Sporidiobolaceae. The coding region runs from base 1 to 1929 and encodes 642 amino acids. The transcript is spliced from 5 exons. The record is from RefSeq and is a predicted model, not a curated record. Gene Ontology annotation, biological process: mRNA splicing, via spliceosome. Gene Ontology annotation, cellular component: U4/U6 x U5 tri-snRNP complex.